Molecule: messenger RNA, 1133 nt
Organism: Gossypium raimondii (Peruvian cotton)
Lineage: Eukaryota; Viridiplantae; Streptophyta; Magnoliopsida; Malvales; Malvaceae
Product: extensin-like
Exons: 3
Coding region: 448-1044 (198 amino acids)
Source: RefSeq, a predicted model, not a curated record
UAAAAGUUAGGACUAAAGUGGAAUUAUCUAGAUUCCUCUUUAUUUUUCUGCAUUCCUAUCAGCCAAAAACGUCCUAAGGGUUUCUUCAAGCUGGUUCUUCAUAAGUUUUGCACCAAAUCCGGAAAAUUCAAAUACGAAGCAAGAUAGAGGAAAAGAAAAAGUUCGGGAUUAGUAGAUUUUUGGUUACGAACAAGUGUCGAGAGUUAAGAGCUCGGAGGUCGGAUUUGGUCGGAGACACAUCACACUAUCAAUCUCGAGAUCUCGGUACAUAAAGGAACUUUAUUUUGGAAAUCAAUGGCAUGUAUAAGCUAGUAAAUUAGAUGUUAAUGUGAAAUGAAUGUUUGGUUAGCCAUUGGUAUUGCUAACAAAUUUUGGUUUUGGUAUGUGAUGAAAUUAUCUUAUGAAUAUGAUAAAUCUAUCUUAAAAAAAAUUUGGUAAAAUCUGGUAAUGCCUCAUACUCUAUUUCGGCGACGAAUACGGGUAGGGGGUAUUACAGUUAUGGCUACCGACUCGCAACCAUCAUUAGAGUAUAUGCAAUGGUACUAUAGUUGCGGGAAGCCAUAUUUAUUCGGAGGCCAGUCGAUUGUAAUCCCCUCGCACAUGCAGCGACAUGGGGGAUCGGCAACAGCGGCCCAGCAUGAUCCGAAUCCCAUGGCAUAUUAUUCUCCGGAACCCCCAGAGCCCCAGCAGGAGCCCCAGCCAGAUCCGGAACAAUCUGGAUUUGUCGGUUCAGAUAGCUAUCAUCCGGAUUUGUCAGGCACUGACAAUUUGCCGAGCUUCUCAGGGCCAGAAUAUGCAUACGACUUUGAACUAUUCGGAUCCUACUCGCCCGGCCCAUAUCCGCAGCAUUAUGGGACUCCCUCAGGUGCAUCAAGUUUGUCGCUGCCGAAUGAGGGACCUGCUCAAAAUGAUUUCCUCCCUAUUUUUACUACACCACCACCUGCGCCAAAUGAUAAUGUCGGUCGUCGCGGGCACCCAGAACGUGACCAUCGACCUCCGAAUAGGUAUACCCCUAGGACUACACCAUCGAACCAUCAAUUUUAAGGGUGUAUGGCACAUGUUUGUAUAUUAACACGUUUGUACUUUUUUGUAUCAAUUUAAUUAUUCUAAUUUAAUUAUUAUAGUUUCAGUUA